AUGUUCGGAGGAGCCGAGACCGAUCUCGAAAAAGCCCCCCAGGUGGGCAAGACGCCCAUGGACGACACCAGCGAUGGCGCCGUUCCCGGGGAGAGUUUCAUGUACGGCAAUUCGCUGUACGCAAAGCUGCAACGGUUGGCGGGGAAGCUCAACAUUGAGCAGCGAGGUGUCGAACGUGUGCCGGAAAACGAACGGAACGACACGUCGUACUUCAAUAUCAGCAGCAUGUGGCUGGCGGCCAACAUGGUGGUUAGUUCGUUCGCUAUCGGUGUGCUUGGAUACGGAACUUUCUCCCUCGGCUUUGUCGAUGCCAUCCUCGUCUGCUUGUUCUUCAACCUGCUGGGUGUCUUGACUGUCUGCUGGUUCUCGUGCUUUGGUCCUGCCUUUGGUCUGCGCCAAAUGGUCCUCACCCGGUUCUGGUUCGGUUGGUAUCCUACCAAGUUCAUUGCCAUCCUGAACGUUCUGUCGUGUCUGGGUUGGUCCGCUGCCAACUCCAUCGUCGGUGCUCAGCUUCUCAAUGCCGUGAACAGCGACGUGCCUGGUUUUGCAGGAAUUCUGAUCAUUGCCAUUUGCACCCUCUUCGUCACCUUUGCCGGAUACAAGGUGGUCCACUUGUACGAGUUCUACAGUUGGAUCCCCACCUUCAUCGUCUUCAUGAUCGUUCUGGGAAUGUUCGCCCACUCCGGAGAUUUCAGGAACCUUCCCAUGGGCGUUGGACAGUCUGAGGUCGGCUCGGUCCUGGCUUACGGCGCGACUGUUUAUGGUUUCGCUACUGGCUGGACCAGUUACGCUGCCGAUUACACUGUCUACCAGCCCUCCGACCGCAGCCGUCUCAAGAUCUUCUUUGCGGCUUGGUCCGGAUUGAUCGUCCCUCUCCUGUUCACCCAGUUCCUGGGUAUCGCCGUUAUGACUGCGACUUCCAUCAAUGGCGGCGACAACAAGUAUGCACUUGGUUACAACCAGUCUGGCAACGGAGGCCUGCUGGGCGCCGUUCUGGACCCGCUCGGUGGUUUCGGCAAGUUCUGCCUGGUGAUCCUCUCGCUUUCCAUCAUUGCCAACAACUGCCCCAACAUCUACUCCGUCUCCUUGACCCUCCAGGUCCUGAGUCGCUACUCCCAGCGCGUUCCUCGUUUCAUCUGGGUGUUCCUGGCCUCCUGUGUGUCUGUGGCCGUGGCCAUUCCCGGUUACUCCCACUUCGAAGAGGUCCUGGAGAACCUGAUGGACUUCAUCGCCUAUUGGCUGGCCAUCUACUCCGGUGUCGCUCUCGCUGACCACAUUGUCAUCCGUCGAGGCUUCUCUGGAUACCGCCCGGAAACCUAUGAUAAGCCCGACAAGCUUCCCUACGGUAUUGCCGCUUGCGUCGCCUUUGCCUUCGGUGUCGCCGGUAUGGUUGUGGGUAUGAGUGAGACAUGGUACACCGGUCCCAUCGCUAAGAAGGCCGGCAAUGGUGAUGUCGGUUUCGAACUGGGCCUUGCGUUCUCCGCGGUUGUGUAUGCCGUUCUACGACCCAUCGAACUGAAAAUGCUGGGUCGGUAAAUGCGAUGAUUUUUUCUUUUGAACUGUUAUAACAAGGGUAUGAAUUCGGAUACAGAUGUUUGGGUUGGGCUUGUUAUGUCUUUUUUUCGGAAUCGACUGAGAGUGUCGGUUCCGUACCACGGAACCUGGCUGCUUCAUGAUGUUAGCUGGACUUAUGUAUAUAGAUGUAAUCAUUGAUCUUAAUAUACCAUUCCGUGCAGAUGCGCCGGAGAUGAGAUGU
Messenger RNA from Aspergillus ibericus CBS 121593, 1756 nucleotides. Its product is annotated as cytosine permease. NCBI's taxonomy places the organism in Eukaryota, Fungi, Ascomycota, Eurotiomycetes, Eurotiales, Aspergillaceae. Gene Ontology annotation, molecular function: transmembrane transporter activity. The record is from RefSeq and is a predicted model, not a curated record. Gene Ontology annotation, biological process: transmembrane transport. Bases 1 to 1536 code for a protein of 511 amino acids. Gene Ontology annotation, cellular component: fungal-type vacuole membrane; plasma membrane. The transcript has 3 exons.